Messenger RNA from Metopolophium dirhodum (rose-grain aphid), 3555 nucleotides. RefSeq names its product transmembrane protease serine 12-like. NCBI's taxonomy places the organism in Eukaryota, Metazoa, Arthropoda, Insecta, Hemiptera, Aphididae. The record is from RefSeq and is a predicted model, not a curated record. Gene Ontology annotation, molecular function: serine-type endopeptidase activity. Bases 296 to 2110 code for a protein of 604 amino acids. Gene Ontology annotation, biological process: proteolysis. The transcript is spliced from 10 exons.
AUUACCUAUUACCCGUACUGGUGUAGUGGCCAUCGUAGUAAUUACGACGAAUAAAUAAUAUGGGUACACUCUUUUUAUAUUUUCUUUGCGUUCAUAUCGAACCCGGCCGUGGCUGACGGGUGUACCGCCUGCAAUAACAUCGUACAGACCGUGUAAUCCGCGGUAAAACACGCCAACCGAGUAGUAUUUAUCAUUCAGAUUCGCGUAUCAAGCCACUAUUUAUACGUAAAGCUUAAUUACUAUUGGACGGGUCGGACGAUAGUGCGCGCUCGAUUUUCGCCGAGCUGCCCGGACCAUGGAAGUACGCGUAUCAUACGCCGCCGUGGUGUUCACCUGUUGUUGCUGCAGCUGGCUGUCCAGUGUACGAGGCCACGCGAUCGACUUUAAAGCCAUGCCCAUGACCCUGCUGAACGCCACCAAUUUCAUUAUGCGGCACCAGAGGUAUUUGCUGCAAGACGACGAACGCGCGACUGACGCCACCGCACGGGCAUCCGGUAACGAAGUGAACAUGAAUAUUGAUGAGAACGUAGACGGCAUUGUUAAUAGCCCUUUGGUUUUAACUACCGAAGUGUGCAACCCGAGAAAAUGUCAAGCCGGUAAAAUGGAAGGAGUGUGUAUUAGCGGCGAAUCGUGUUUCAAACACGGUGGUCAGACCGGAAACCUUUGCAACGGAUCGAGUAAUCUGAUUUGUUGCACAUUUAUACUUACGUGCGGUGACGUCUCCAGUCAAAAAGUGACGUACCUCCAGUCCCCGGACAGUUUGAAAAUUGAUUCGGGCAGUUUAGCAUGCGAUUACGACGUAACUGUUCAAAAGGAUACGUGCGCAGUCCGUGUGGAUUAUGAAAAAGUAAAUCUUGCCAGCAAGAUAGGAGGAGUAUGUGACAUCGAUCAAGUUUACAUUUUGAAUUCUAACGACGGGCCAACAACGGGUCAGUGUGGAGCAUUGACUGGUUACAGCACCGUCGUCGCUGUGAAACCGAACCAAGAAAAACCUUUGAAAAUAGCAAUGGUUGUGCAAAGUGAACCGACCGAAUAUUGGCUAAUCAAAGUCUCACAAAUAGGUUGCGCAGAAAUAAAACCGCUCAAAGAAUCACCGGAUUGUGGUCUAACGUCCGUCCGUCAAAUGAACGACGACAACUUCUAUGAUCAGUCACAGCACCUGACGCCGUCGUUAGAAACCGGACGUUGCGGCGGCAGUGGUGACAGGAGUAAUAGUGGCGGGGACGAUGAGGGCAACGCAAUGAGUCGACGGCAGCGGCUCAUACGUCGCUCUGCGGUCCGCGACGGCGUCUUGCAACCGUGGCGGAUGAGGCGGUCUGGAGGUCACUUAGGGUCAGCUAGAGAACGACUGCACACCGUGCGGCGCGAAGAAUUCAGGGACGGCGAUAACCGCAGGAUCAUCGGUGGCGACGAGGCGCACAUAGGCGAGCACACCUGGCAAGUGGCCAUCGCCCUGGACGGGGUGUUCUUCUGUGGCGGAGCACUGAUCGCUGAUCGAUUCGUCAUCACCGCCGCCCACUGUGUCAUGACGCGCGACACGCCGGUGGACGACUUAACGGUGCACUUGGGCGACUACGACCUGACCGCGGACAACGAAACGGAACACCAGGCGCGGAGAGUGUCUCGCGUGCUGUUCCACUCUCAUUUCCAUCCGUUCCUGUUGGCCAACGAUAUAGCGCUGCUUCAACUCGACCGGCCGGCCGCCGCGAGCGACACCGUCAGGCCCGUGUGCAUGCCGUCCGCCGACGGCGACUCGUAUGUGGGCCAAAAAGCCACGGUCGUGGGAUGGGGGAUCACUGCAUUCCCGACGGGCGACCCAAGUCCCACGCUGCAGAAACUCUCCGUGGAAGUCCUGUCAAACUUCCAGUGUUCCCGCGUCAUCGACGAUCACGUAGGUCUGGGCAUGCUGUGCGCCGCCGCGCCGUCGUUGCAAGGGACGUGCUUCGGCGACAGCGGAGGCCCCCUGACCGUGGAACGAGACUCGGGAAGAAACGUUUUGAUCGGCCUGGUGAGUUACGGAGUGACGGGCUGCGCGGUCAAACCGGCUUUUCCCGACCUGUACACUAGAAUAUCGGAGUACACCAAAUGGAUCGACGUCACCACUUCGUAGCGGCAGUAACAAUAAUAAUAAUAAUAAUAAUAAUAAUAAUAAUAACAAUAAUAAUAAUAACAAUGAUGAGAUAAUAAUUAAUAUAAUAGCAAUUAAUAGUACGGUUGUCGAGCACACGAUAAAACGAUGGGCGACGUCGUGAUAACAAUAUUAUUUCGGCGGACGUCGUCACAGUCCAAGAACACACUACUACGCUAGUAAGGGCAGUGUUGAUAAGGUCCCUUGCCUAUAGGUUUAUUAUUUUAUUUGUAAUAGCAUCGUCGUGACUUACGAGUUAUCCAUCAUGGACCGUAAUAAUAUUAUAUUAUAGACUACCCAGUCAUCGAGUCCGCCGUCCUUUGCCCCAUAAUAAUAGUAUGAUGACGUAUUGUACGAUUUAUUAUUUCUGUCCGGACGUGCACGUGUGCCGCCACGAUCUUGACGGCAUAAGACAUGGGGGCAUACCGAAUGCUUAUAUUAACGUAUUAUAAUAUAACUUCUGCAAAUUUACCAUGCCGAUUUCGAAAACGGACAUCGUCCGUGUAAAAAAAAACGCUCUGUUGCAAAUAUCGUAUUGUGCUUGCGUUUAAAUUAAAAUAUCGUAUAUUAUGUGCACGCGAACGUAUAGCCGCGUGUAUCGAUCAUUAUUUUAUUUCCAAGUUUGUGCUAUAACAAUGUCUCACGGCCUCACGCAUUCGAAAACUGAUGAAAUUACAUUGUACACGUCCGAUGAGUGGAACGUAUAUUAACCGUAAAGUUUGACAGCUUGCAAUAUUUUUCGUAAGUCUGUAAACAUUAUUAUUUUGGAGGUUUAACAAAACAACGUAUCGAACAUUCGAACACAAUAAUAUUAUAUUGUUACCUGCGCAUUAUUAUAAUGUGUGUGUUGUAAAUGUUUUGAGUAAAAUCAAUACAUUUCCCUGUUAAUCUUUGUUUAUUGUUCAAUUAACUAUCGAGUAGGUAGUACCUAUUUCAUUAAUUUACCCGAGCAUUUUAGACUCGAAUAUUGUACAUUUUAUUUUAAAUGUUUGAAUAACAUAUUAUAGCGAACCGCUUGAUUUGUUUAUUAUUUGUACGCCUUUAUUAAUAUACAUAGAACGAUUGAGAUUGAUAUAGUAAUAUUAUAAGCUGAUUAUUUGUACUCAAGAUAAAAAUGUAAUAAUAUGUAGUAGUUUUAAUAAAUUGUAUAAUAGAUUAUAAUAUGUAUAAUAUAUUAUAUUAUAUCGUAAUAAACUAAUAAUAUAUUGUACAAUAUUAGUUAUAAAACAAUGCUACUAAAGAUUAAACAUUGUGUACCACAUGAAUAUUAACUAUUAGUAAUAGUGCAGUGACUGUCAUUUAGUUUAAAAGUUUUUUUUCAAAAUUAUAAUGUAGUUAAGAGUAAAAAAGUUUGUAGUCUAAGAACAACGUUCAGGAAAUAAAAUAAUUUUUUCCUCGACAUCGUUAUUUGUGUUAAAUAAUAAGAA